Maudiozyma saulgeensis is the source of this 354-nucleotide messenger RNA. The record is from the annotation of a GenBank genome assembly. NCBI's taxonomy places the organism in Eukaryota, Fungi, Ascomycota, Saccharomycetes, Saccharomycetales, Saccharomycetaceae.
AUGAGGCCAUCGUUUAAGACAGAGUUUGAUUUUGAAAAGAGAAAAGAAGAAUCAGAGAGAAUAACUAAGAAAUUUGGGAAUAGAAUCCCUUUAAUUUGUGAAAAAGUAGAAAAAUCGGAUGUUCCAGAUAUUGAUAAGAGAAAAUAUUUAGUUCCAGAUGAUUUGACAGUUGGUCAAUUCAUAUAUGUGAUACGAAAGAGAAUACAACUGCCACCAGAGAAAGCUAUUUUCAUAUUUGUUAAUGAUACUCUUCCACCUACAGCUUCUUUGAUGUCUUCUAUUUAUCAACAGUAUAAGGAUAAAGAUGGAUUUUUGUAUGUGACAUAUGCGGGAGAAAAUACUUUUGGUAUGUAA